This is a messenger RNA of Linum trigynum, 753 nucleotides long. The record is from the annotation of a GenBank genome assembly. NCBI's taxonomy places the organism in Eukaryota, Viridiplantae, Streptophyta, Magnoliopsida, Malpighiales, Linaceae.
AUGGCAGAAGCCGGAAAUAGCGGCGGUGGUGCGAGGAAAAGAAAAAUGGCAGACAAGAAAGACGCCGGCGGCGCCCGUAAGUUGGCGCCGAACUCAAAUUGGCCUGCUAUCAAAUCCAAGAAGAAUCUUCAAAUCACUCGUCUCAAAGAUUCGGACCUCUUCACUGUGCCAGAAUUCUUGUCAGCAACUGAAUCCAAGGCCUUCAUUAGAGCUGCAGAGUCCAUUGGGUUCGUUCAUCAGGGCAGUCUUGGUCCAACGAAGGGGGAAGCUUACAGAGACAAUGACAGGAUCUCGGUGAACGAUCCGGUUCUGGCAAGCACGCUUUGGGAUUCUGGGCUUAGCAAAUUGUUCUCUGACAUCAAGAUUAGGGGCAAAGUUGCUGUUGGGUUGAACCCAAACAUCAGAUUCUACAGGUACAAGGUUGGCCAGCGAUUUGGGCGUCAUAUCGAUGAGAGUGCGGACAUUGGGGAUGGGAAGCGCACGUAUUAUACGCUCUUGAUAUACUUGAGUGGUAGUUCUAAUGCCAAAGCUAGUAAGAGUGAGUUAGAUAGUCAGAAGGAUGCAUCCAUGGAGCCUCUAGUUGGAGGAGAGACUGUGUUCUAUGGCUGGAGGAACAAUGUGGUGGCAGAGGUGGCUCCCGCUGAAGGAAUGGCUCUGCUGCAUAUUCAUGGCGACAAAUGCAUGUUGCACGAAGCCAGGAACGUGUCGAAAGGGAUCAAGUAUGUGUUUCGAUCUGAUGUGGCCUUUGCUUGA